Messenger RNA from Camellia sinensis, 2229 nucleotides. The record is from RefSeq and is a predicted model, not a curated record. NCBI's taxonomy places the organism in Eukaryota, Viridiplantae, Streptophyta, Magnoliopsida, Ericales, Theaceae.
AUGCAGAAUGAGCGAUUAAUGAAAGACCCACUUGAGAAAAUGAGCAAAAAGCAGAGCUUAAAAACCAGAAACAAGAACAAAAACUACAAUGCUGCAAAGCCCGUGGUUUUAGGGUAUCUGGAGUUGCAAACCUAUGGAAGUUCAAACUCAAGCAAAAAUAUAUCUAAUGACACCAAAAUCAGUGCUGAAAAGAUCACAUCCACUGAAGAAACUGAGGUUCGAUCAGAUAUUAUGGUGGAUUGUACUAGUCAUUUUACUGUUAAACAGGUACGUGAUAUUGGAAGGGCAAAUGGCUUUGUUAUUGUUAUAAGGACGUCGGACUAUGGUGGCGGUAUCAAGAGACUAAGAAUUUAUCUUGCUUGUGAGCGGAGUGGAAAGUAUAGAUCACGUAAAAAGUUGAAAGAUGGCUCAAAAGACUUAUUGAAACAAACUGGUACAAAGAAGUGCGAAUGUCCAUUUGAUUUGAAGGCAUACAAGUUGAAAACAAACGAUGAAUGGAUAUUGAAUGUAGUUUGUAGAUUGCAUAAUCAUCCAGCUGCGGAGCAUCUCCAAGGACAUUCAUCUGCAGGGAGAUUGUCAGCUAAUGAAAAGUCGUUGUUAGUAGAUAUGUCAAAGAGCCUAACAAAUAGAUAUCGGCUUCCUCUUCUUGAAAUUGUGGGAGUGACAUUAACUCAUAUGACAUUCUCCGAGGCUAUCGCAUACUUGCAAACUGAGCGUGUUGAUAAUUAUGCAUGGGCAUUACAAACAUUGCGUGAUCUUAUGGACGACAGUGUUUUACCUGAAGUCAUUGUCAUAGAUAGAGAGCUUACUGUGAUGAAUGCCAUUGACAACACUUUUCCGAAUGCUCAACAUUUGGUUGAGAGUGCUCAUGCUAGAUUGAAGAGGCAAUUAGGUUCAAGUCAAACGACAUUUGAGAUUUCAUUUAAAAAAAUACAUUGUCUACUUGAGUUGCAGCACAUUCAAGUUAAAGCAUCAUUCGAGAAGAGUUUGACAACUAUGCAACAUCAAUUCAAACCUUCUCAAUUCGGAGAGCUUCGGGGUAAUGUGUCUAUUUGUGCAUUAGAGUACGCGUUGGCAGAGAGUAAGAGAGCAAAUUUAGUUAGAAUUGAUGUUGCAGCAUGUGGGUGUGUUCUUAGGCACACACAUGGUUUACCUUGUGCUCACAAGAUUGCAGAUUACAUGAGACAAGGCCGUCCUAUUCCACUCAGUAGCAUACAUGUACAUUGGACGCGACUUACUAUAUGUGUGCAUAAUCUGAAGGUUGAGAAAUUGGAAUUGACUUGUAUCCCAGAACUUGAGAUGAUUUUGAAGCGGUUCAAUGAGUCUGAUAUUGCCAUAAAAUUAGAUAUGUUGAAGAAGUUGAAGGAAAUUGCAAAUCCAGCGAGCACUUUUCUUAUUGAGCCUGAUGUGAAACCUAAUCCACGUCGAGGACAUAAGAAAACUAAUAUAUCUUGUCGUCGUGACCCGUGUGCAUUUGAGUUGGUUGACAAUGGCCAUGAUAGCCAGAGCACAUUAGCUUCCAGUCAGUCAAAGAAAAAGAAAGCUUCGAAAGUGCUUGAUAAGAAGCGGAAUGUGAAGACAAAGACAUAUUGUACAAGAACAAGUUUACCGAGUGCAUAUGCUGGUGACUUCCCACCUAUGUUAAUACCAUUCAUAAAGUUGAUGAAGGAUGUAGAUGGUGAUGGGAAUUGUGGUUUUAAAGCUAUUGCGGGUUUACUUGGUCUUGGAGAGAAUGACUGGGUGCAAGUUAGGCGUGAUCUGUUACUUGAAUUGAAUAACUACAGAGAUGAAUACGUCGUACUAUAUAGAUUGCAUGAGAGGGUUGAGGAGCUGACAUACAUCCUUUCAUAUUUUGAAGAUAGCGCAGGCUUUGAUCGUUGGAUGACUAUGCCUGACAUGGGACAUCUUAUUGCAUCAUUUUAUAAUGUAGUUUUGUACCACUUGUCAUUGCAACAAUGUCUGACUUUCUUACCUUUGAGAUCACCGCCAGUAACCCUAACUGAUCGUCGUGAGAUUACCAUUGGAUUUGUCAAUGGAAAUCAUUUUGUGCAGGUAUUUUUGAAGGCCGGUCAUCCAGUUCCUCCCAUUGCUGUGCUUUGGCGAGUUCACCAUCACACUUGUGCAUCAGAAUGGGAGAAUGCAUAUGUUAGCCGCAUUCAAAAAUUCAAAGACAGCAGAGGACCUAAUGUAGCUACUCGAGAGACAUUUGAUGUAGUUGACAUAGAUUGA